Messenger RNA from Stegostoma tigrinum, 4097 nucleotides. It is a transcript of the gene tmem19, whose product is annotated as transmembrane protein 19. Bases 200 to 1264 code for a protein of 354 amino acids. Lineage: Eukaryota; Metazoa; Chordata; Chondrichthyes; Orectolobiformes; Stegostomatidae. Gene Ontology annotation, cellular component: membrane. The transcript has 7 exons. The record is from RefSeq and is a predicted model, not a curated record.
AGUGCAGUCAUUUUUGCUGGCGGCUGGAGCUAAUGUCUAAUGGGUUCGGGCUUGGUACGAGGAGGGGGUGUGAUCUGAUCUGAGCUGAGCUGUUUGUGUUGAGAGGUUAGACUCGCUGUGCUCUGAGUCUCAGUGUACAUGUCCUCUACGGUGGCUCCUGCUGUCUGCAAACCGUGAAGGGCAAAACCCUUGGAGGAAAAUGGUAAUAAUGUUUCCCCAAACUGCGACCAGCAGAGGUACAGAUGUGAACGAUUGUCAGCGUUCAUUAUACAAAGAAUUAGUAAACAUGAUGGGAAAUAUUGUUAUCCUUAGUUUGAUAGUGGCCAUAUCCUUGUCAUUUUGGAUUGUGUCUAUGACUGUCAGCACUUAUUAUGGCACUCUACGACCUGUGUCACCUUGGCGAUGGCUGUUUUCUGUGUUUGUUCCACUUUUUAUUGCUUCACAUGCAUUAAAGAAGCAAAACCUUGAUCGCAGUGGAGCUAUUGGAGCUUUGAUUGUUGGGUUCAUCCUUACAAUUGCCAACCUCAGUUUCUUCUCUUCAUUGCUAACUUUUUUUGUUAGCUCAUCUAAACUCACAAAAUGGAAGGCAGAAGCUAAGAAACGUUUGGAUCCAGAUUAUAAGGAAGGUGGCCAGAGGAACUGGAUACAGGUAUUUUGUAAUGGAGGUGUUCCAACAGAGAUUGCCUUACUCUAUAUGAUUGAAACUGGGCCAGGAGAAAUUGCAAUUGAUUUUUCAAAGCAGUACACUGCCUCUUGGAUGUGUCUCUCUCUCCUGGGAGCACUGGCUUGCAGUUCAGGUGAUACCUGGGCAUCAGAAAUAGGAAGCGUCGCCAGCAAAACACAACCAAGACUGAUCACCACAUGGGAAAAGGUUCCCAUUGGUACCAAUGGAGGAGUAACCUUUGUAGGCCUUGUGUCAAGUUUACUUGGUGGAAUGGCUGUUGGAUUAGCCUAUCUAUUAACUCAGUUGAUGUUUGUGGAGGACCUGGAUACUUCACCACCUCAGUGGCCAAUUGUUAUAUAUGGUGCUGCAGCAGGUUUCCUUGGUUCUGUUUUGGAUUCCUAUUUAGGCGCUGUGAUGCAGUAUUCGGGUUUUGAUGAAGACAGUGGGAUGGUUGUCAAUCACAUUACUCCUCAUGGAAGGCACAUAUCAGGGAAACCUAUUCUGGAUAAUAAUGCAGUGAAUCUUUUCUCUGCCAUCCUUAUUGCACUGCUGCUGCCAGGAAUAACCUGGCCCUUUUGGCCAAGGAAGUUAACGAUUUAAAAACGUGGUGAAGGAGGAUCCUAAUUGUCGUCUGGCAUAAAAUACUGCAUAUGAAUAUUGCACUAAUAAUUAGAAAUCUGAUUUUAAAUGAAGAUGUACUAAAAUAUUUCAACAGUUCAACUUUGUGGAAGCAUAAGCUGUACCUUCAAAAUCUUACUUUGACUUAUUGCUUCUUUGGAAAUGUUAUUUGGUUUCUUCAAUCAAAAAGCUUACCCUCGUAAUACAUUUCAUCUCAGUGAAUAGUUUGUUUUAUUACAAUUGAAGUUGUUGCUGCUGUAUUUUAACAUUCCUUUCAACAACACCUGCAAAGCAAAUAACAUACUUAAAUUAUGUAACUUUGAAGAACUUUAGGCAGAAAACCGUUGUUCCAUCAAAUCCACUCUGUUUAUUUCCUCUUUUAUGAUUCUGGAUCUAUAUCGACAUUUCAAAUCAAAGUUUAUUCAAUGCAUUUUUAAAUACUGCUGUUUCCUUGCAAAUGAUUCUACUGAUGAUAUUUCACAAUUUUAUUACAGUUUUGCACCAGAAAUUGCUGCCUAAAUUUCAAAAUUGUAAACUGUCUUCUUAUCCUUGAAUCUUGUAUUUGACUGAAGAGCUGUGAACCCUGACAAGCAAGACUUUAAAAAAGAAACAAAGUUACUGACCAGCUUUAAGUCUGGGAGUGACUCAGGAGAAAUAAAUGCAAAAUGAUGUCACAGUUCCAAGAAGGACUGACAGGGAUAAUUUACAGGUAAAUCUUAAUUUAAUCUACAAGAUAAACAAUAUCCAGUACUUUGUUAACAGAGCUAAGAAAAUUAACUCAAUUCAUUAAAGUCAUAUAAAUCUUGAGUAAUUAAACAUACGUCAGAAUUAGCUGGUCUUGUGCUGUAUCAUAAUCUCGAACAAAUGUGCUCACAAUAAGGAGAAACUUCUGUUUGGAUUUGUUGAGCUGGAGUCCAAAACCUGGGGGCAUUGUAGAGCGGGCAGAGUUACCAAGAUUGUUUGAUUGAGGAUAGAGUCACGCCCUUUUGUUCAUUUAAUUUACUUGAAUUUAAUUUUCCAUACGUACAGAAGGUUUUUAAAUCAGUUUUGUUCACGCAUGCUUACUCAUCUUCUAGUUUCUCUUUGUUAAUUUCUCGGUGAUCUUUCAUUUCCAGGGAGACGGUGGCAUUGUGGUAGUGUCACUGGAUGAGCAAUCCAAAGGCCCAGUGACAUGACCACUGUGCCAACUUCUAAUACUUUCCACACAGUUUCAAAUCCCAACAUGACAGCUGGUGAAGUUUAAACUCCAUUAAUGAUUGUAGAAUUAAAGGCUGCUGUUGCCAAUGAAGACCACAGCAGUUAUUGUCAGUUGUUGUAAAACAACCGACCAGGUUGACUAACAUCCAUUAGGAGAAUAAAUCUGCUGUCCUUACCUAGUCUGGCAGGUCUGGAUGUGACUCCAAAGAGCCAAAGCAAUGUGAUUGAUUUGGCAGUGGAGUCACAAGUCAUGCUAUUCAAGACAAAUUAGAAACGGAAAACAAAUGUUAGCCUUGUCAGUGAUCACAUGAAAGAAUAAAGGAAAAUAACCUCAAAUUCUCUGUUACCUCUCCUGCUGGCAACAGCUUUAAGCUGCUUGAUUUAUCUAACUUUCUAAAUUAUUCCGUUCGAUCACUUGUGUUGAGUUUUUACUUAUUAAGGAAAUGUACAUUUUCUGUGAAUUCCUUUCCUUUUCUGUUUUAAAAAGGACACUGAUCCCAUCCCAGUUUAAUCGGAGCCAAAUCAGAAAGAACAGCUUCCUUAUUUCUUGGUAACAGUGCCUGUGUGCCUGGAUUGAUAUCCCUGUUGCUCAUACAAUGCUUUUGGCCAUGCAUUAAGAAAAAAAACCCUCUCCAUUUAGCAAAACAGGCAACAAUCUAGAAUUUAUUAUUGCACUUAGUUUUCCAAUUCAUUUUAGCUCUCUCUCUUUCUGACUGUCAUACCUUUCCUCCUGAUAGAUCUCAUUCUCAUUCUCAUUCUCAUUCUCACUCUCAUUUUCUCUGUUUAACAACUAUCAGCUUAGAUUUUUUUUAAUCGGUUAUUAUCAGUGUGUAAAAAAAGAACUAGAGAAUGUAAAAUGUAAUGGCAGAAAAGACAUUGGCUAAGGCAAUAAAUGGUAGAUCGUAAAAAGAAAGUGUUCUGGCAAGCUCCAAUUUCUUGUUAAUAAAGUGUGAAGCUGGAUGAACACAGCAGGCCAAGCAGCAUCUCAGGAGCACAAAAGCUUCUUGUGUUGGACAGAAAUUCUUAAUACUUGUGGUAAUUUAUGAAACCCUGUUGACCUCUUCUCCAGGCAGUAAAUUUUCAUAAGCAUGUACACUUAUUAUUUAGCCAACAUUUAUGUUUUGUUAAGUAUCAAACUAAUUUAGGAAAACACUUUUUGAAAUAUCCAAUUACAUUUACAUUUUAAACCAAUAGUGUCCAAACAUAUGCUCAUCAUAACCCACAUUGUGCACUCAAAGCCUCAGCAAUUAAAAUUAAUUUAGAGUUUAAAUUUGUAUUUUCAUUUGAAUAAAUCACAAGUUGCUAAUAUAAGCAAAUCUGUUAUUUAGAUUUAAGAUUCGUUUAACAAUGAGGUGAUUCUGCUUAAAACAACCCUCGAUAAAUGCCCGAAAUUUUAGCCAAACUAGUAACUAAGAAAUAUAAACAUAGGUGGAAUUAAGUUGCACAAAGUUCAUGGCUCUUGAGUAACUCACUGUCUACAGUUUGUACAUUUAUAUUAACUGUAAUGAAUCUAGAAUCAAAUGUUUAUAGAGCCAGAUGUUUGAAUUUAGUUUAUUUGUAAAUGUGGCAUGAAAAUAUGUUGCGAAAUAACAUGAAGCAUUUUUUUCUAUCUUCAUGA